Macrobrachium nipponense is the source of this 1692-nucleotide messenger RNA. RefSeq lists its product as uncharacterized. The transcript is spliced from 7 exons. NCBI's taxonomy places the organism in Eukaryota, Metazoa, Arthropoda, Malacostraca, Decapoda, Palaemonidae. Bases 1021 to 1692 code for a protein of 223 amino acids. The record is from RefSeq and is a predicted model, not a curated record.
GUGGUCUCAUCUGCUCGUUCCAGCUACCAUUCCAGAAGAAGCCAGCUGAUAUUAUCCUCCCUCCAGCCCGUUUCGAAUUUAUCCCCUUAGCAACCUACAUUUUUCAUCCCUUCAAAAAGCACACCUACCUUGUGUAUUUAAGCCCAGUCCUUAAUAUUUACCAUAAGAAUUAGACUUCAUAUUCUUAACCCGUUUACUUUAGUUCCUUCAUUCUUAACCCUGCGAAUUAGAAGCCAAAAAAAUUUCCAGUGCCAAGUUAAUGUGGGUUGAGAUAAUUGAGUGAUCGUCCACGUACAGCAAUUUGCCCGUGUCCCCUCCUAUUAAUACGUAAUAUUAAAUACCCAUUUAACCAAUUUCCUAUCAACCCCUUCCAAAUUGACUGUAAAACAAGAUGUGAGAUGGUAUUUAACAGUGUUCCUUCACGUACAGCAAUUAGUGUAUACAUCUCAAUCAAGUCACUUAAAAUCUUGCGAUUAAAUUAUUUAGUAGAAACCAUGUGUUUUGAAAAGGAUGUUCUGAUACCAUUCCACCGUGAGAUAAAUAUUUAUGUGAAUGUUUCCCAAUGGCGUGGUAGCAAGGAAAUUAUUUGAGGAAAAUAUCAAAUAGAGUGAUUUUAUUAUACAAGAUCCAGUUAUACAGGAAGGCAUGGGACCACGGAACCAAAACAUAGAGUAGAGUCGUAUCCCUACCCAUAUGCUGCACUCAUGAAGACGUCAUGUUGUAAGCGACUCAAAAGUUAUCCACCUCUCGGAUGAAUUGAACUGCCAGUCAAAAUGAGUAACAUAUUCGGUGCUGUGGUUUCCAAGAAGUGACCAGAGGAGAUAGGAGGAAGUUACCAGUUGAGAUAAGGGGACAAACAUCACCCGGGAAGUGGAAAAAAGGUCCCAGUGGCGAGGGAGCAUAUUUUGUAAUAGAAUGACGCUGCUUCGUUGUUGUUGUUGUUGAGUGAUUUGGUGGUGGCCAUCUUGGAGGGAAAAAACAUGAUAAGAACGAAGUGCGUGGGCAGCCGUAAAUUACCGGAUGGCUCAUUCUGAUAGGACGGAGAUAAAAGCAGAAGAGCAUCAACCCAAACAGAAGAUGUCCCCCUGCCAAGGAAACGGAAGAAAUAUGAACGUGUUCUGGGCAUGCGCUGUGGCACUGGCACUGGGGACGGAUCUCAUAGCAAACGGAGAGAUCCCUCUCGGAAUAACUGUUGUGAGCACUGUGGAGACGUUAGUGGAGAAGACAGUGGCUCUUCCGUGUAUAGCAAUCCAGCAUCCAGUCGGGGACAUGCCCAACCUCCUUCUCUUCUACAGGCAGCCAUCCAACAUCCCCUUCUUCAGCUACGAUGCCAGAAGCGGCGACUUCUGGCGCGAGGGAAGCUCCAAGAUCCGAGACGCCCAGUACGAAGGUCGCGUCUACCUGAAUCUGACUCAUCCGAGGAACGUUCACCUCAACCUGGAGCAGGUCAGCAUCCAAGAUGCCGGCGACUUCACCUGUCGAGUGGAUUUCGUCAGUUCCCCUUCGCUGACGUCCAUCGUCAAGCUCAAAGUCUUUGCCAACCCCACCGCGGGCCCAACUGUACGAGUUGGGGCAGGACCCAGGGGAACCGUAGCGAGUGGAACGGAUGUGGGAACCCUUCACGAGGGAGAAAUGCUCAACCUUUCUUGCACAGUACUGGAGGGAGUUGGUCAGCCAGCCUUUCAUCUGUAG